Phacochoerus africanus (Common warthog) is the source of this 1456-nucleotide messenger RNA. Its product is annotated as procathepsin L. The record is from RefSeq and is a predicted model, not a curated record. Gene Ontology annotation, cellular component: lysosome. Gene Ontology annotation, molecular function: cysteine-type endopeptidase activity. Gene Ontology annotation, biological process: immune response. The transcript has 8 exons. NCBI's taxonomy places the organism in Eukaryota, Metazoa, Chordata, Mammalia, Artiodactyla, Suidae. The coding region runs from base 152 to 1156 and encodes 334 amino acids.
GGGUCUUAAAGGCUGAGUCAGGCGCGACCCGGCCAGAACCUCGAGCCACCGCCAAUUUAGGAGAGAUACGUACGUCCGUGGAGUGCGCCUGCGUAGCGGUGGAAGCCGCAGGUCAGCGACCCAGUUCGGGGCCGAGGCGGGUUUUUGAAACAUGAAACCUUCACUCUUCCUGACCGCCCUUUGCUUGGGAAUAGCCUCAGCUGCUCCAAAACUUGAUCAAAAUUUAGAUGCAGACUGGUACAAGUGGAAGGCAACACACAGGAGACUCUAUGGCAUGAAUGAAGAAGGAUGGCGGAGAGCCGUAUGGGAGAAGAAUAUGAAAAUGAUUGAACUGCACAAUCAGGAAUACAGCCAAGGGAAACAUGGCUUCAGCAUGGCCAUGAAUGCCUUUGGUGACAUGACCAAUGAAGAAUUCAGGCAGGUGAUGAAUGGCUUUCAAAACCAGAAGCACAAGAAGGGGAAAGUGUUCCACGAAUCUCUUGUUCUUGAGGUCCCCAAAUCGGUAGAUUGGAGAGAAAAAGGCUAUGUCACUGCUGUGAAGAAUCAGGGUCAGUGUGGUUCUUGUUGGGCUUUUAGUGCCACCGGCGCCCUUGAAGGACAGAUGUUCCGGAAAACCGGCAAACUUGUUUCACUGAGUGAGCAGAACCUGGUGGACUGUUCUCGGCCUCAAGGCAAUCAGGGCUGCAAUGGUGGCCUAAUGGAUAAUGCCUUCCAGUACGUGAAGGACAAUGGAGGCCUGGACACAGAGGAAUCCUAUCCGUACCUUGGAAGGGAAACAAACAGCUGUACCUAUAAGCCCGAGUGUUCUGCUGCCAACGACACCGGCUUCGUGGACAUCCCUCAGCGGGAGAAGGCCCUUAUGAAGGCAGUCGCAACUGUGGGGCCCAUCUCUGUUGCUAUUGAUGCGGGCCAUUCAUCUUUCCAGUUCUAUAAGUCAGGCAUUUAUUAUGAUCCAGACUGCAGCAGCAAAGACCUGGAUCAUGGUGUUUUGGUGGUUGGCUAUGGCUUUGAAGGAACUGAUUCAAACAGCAGUAAAUUUUGGAUUGUCAAGAACAGUUGGGGUCCAGAAUGGGGCUGGAACGGCUACGUAAAAAUGGCCAAAGACCAGAACAACCACUGUGGAAUUUCCACAGCAGCCAGCUAUCCCACCGUGUGAGCUGACGGAUGGUGAGAAUAGAGGACCUGAGGACAGCAUAUCUGGAGGAAUUUUAUCUUAAAACUGACCAAACCCUUAUUGUGUAAGAUAAGACACUUGAAUCAUUGAGGAUCCAAGUUGUGACUUGAAUUCUGUGACAUUUUUAUAAGGGUAAAAUGUUACCACUACUUUAAUUACUUGUUAUAAAUAGCUUUAUAAUGUUGAAGAUUCAUUGCUUAACUCUAAGACUUUUGAAUUUUCAUUUUUUUAAAGGAUGUAUAAAACUUUACCUUUUAAAAUAAAUUUGAAUUCAGUACAUAA